UCCAAGAGAACUAAAUUGCCCUUUUAGAAAGUGAUCCAUCGAUAGGGAAAUGUUGGCAGUUUGUGCUGGUCAAUCUGAAGCAGAAUGAAGCGCAGAAAACUGUGAAAGCAUGUAAGAGUCGGAAAGGAUGGAUCUCGAAUUGGGCCAACCUUGAUGAGUUUGGACAUGAACAAAAAAUAAAUCAAAAUACGAGGAAGUUGCGAAAGUAAUAAUCAAUAAUAAAUGAUGUCGAGCGACGGCCGAUGGAAAACAUGUGGCGGAACGUGUUCGUUCGCGGUUUCAGUCAAAGUUUUGUGAGCAGAGGGUGAACAACACAUUGUUUUUGUUUGGGGCGCCGUUGCCACUGAAACCCCCAAACAAACCCAUGAUUUGGCGAUGCCGGUGCCAGAAAACAGCCGCCAGUUGAGUGAAUGAAAAACUCACUACGGAAGGAAACUGCACGGAAAAACUAGCGGCCGUAGCGAAAACAAACCGAACUCGGCAAAGAAGUCCCUUUCGUUCUAGUAUGUUCGCAGUCUAAGCAUGACCACCACAGGCAAGCUCUCCAACUUUCGACAACUGUCCCUAAUAUGCGACUCACCCUCGCCUCACGCAAAACGCCAGAGCUUGAAAAAGCAGUUUUCCGAAGACUUUUCUGACUUCAAAGACCCGUGGUUUGACCAAGGCCCGGAAGUUUACCUCAAUGCCAGAAACAAACGACUUGAGAGAACCGCUACCGAUAAACCUCCUCCUAUCAAGAUCGCCUGGUGUGAGAAAACAGAUAAAUUUGCCUUGAACGAGGAAGUAAUAAUUAAAAAAUGCAAGGAGAUUAAGCGAGCGCCGAGUGUAAAACUGGCGCGACAUCCCUCGCUGGAAAAGGACUCAAUUUUGAACUCCAAACAUGAUCUGAGGAACAAAGCGGAAACAGUUGACAAAGAAAAUGACAAAGCCGAAACAAAACCGAAUUUGCAAAUCUUUUUAGCGCACAAUACACACGACUACAACGAAUGCCAAACUUCAGAUAGUUUCGAGUCGCUGAUGGACAGUAGGCAGCAAUGUUUAGAGAGAUCGAAACCUAAGUAUCUCCAGCCGCUUUUGUCAAAUGUUGAAACUUCAAAGGCAUUUCAGAUCAGGAAGAGUAACAGUAGAAAGACGUUAGAAUCACCUAAAGCCGUAGAAGUCAACCAGAAGAGACCAAAUUUUUCUAGAAGCAACACAAUAGUGGUGGUUCCUUUGGUGGAAAAGCUUGACCAAAGCGACACACCUCGACAGGUGGUAAAAGAUGAAGAAACUAAACGCGAAAAGGACGAAGAUUCAAAUGGGAUUAACGUGAUUAUACGGCCAAUGACCGCACAGACCAGACGGGAAAAAUUCCAAAAGCGCACCAAUUCAGCAUUUCACGGAACCUCGAAAGAAACAGCAAUCAAUUUUAGACCGCCUUUAGUCAGAUCUUCGUCAGCACCAAGCAUUAAGCCCGAGAAGGGCAAGUUUUUAGCUACCAAGAGGAAGUUGAAAAAUGGAAAAAAAGUAUCCAGGUCCUCCAAAGGAGACCAUUCUCCACACGCCGUAGACGGCCAAGAGUGGAAAAAUGCAGCUCACACUGCGUCUGAAAUUGUCACGAUGGUUUCCCUCAUCAGUCCCAGUGGAAGUGAAAAUGAAGCGGAUUCUGAAGACGAGUUGAAAGCCCGGCCCAAAUCUGCUCUGAAAAGGGAAGACAGUGCUGUGGAAAAGACUACGACAGUUGGAAAGGAAGCAGCCAAUAAAGACGGCACUAAAAACGUGUCACUGAGGAAAACGGUUAAAUCAGUUUCCUUUCAGCAGUCGAGUAUUCACGCGGUAAGAAGUUUCUCUGCCAGUUUCCCGGCCCGUAGAAGUUCAAUGGCAACGGCACUUUCUUUGGGAAAUCAUGCCAACCCAUCCAAGUUGAAAGCAAACAGCGCCAAAACGCAAGAAAAAAGAAGUACGAACCCCGAUUCGCCAGAUGCAGACGAACGGGUGCCGAAACGAAGACUAUUGAGAAACAACACAGUGGAAAAGAAGAACAGCUCAUCGUGGCAGAAAGCAGCCUCUCAUUUAGGUCAGAUAAUUAAAACUGAAGAUGUCGAAGAAGUAAACUCAACAUUCACUAUAGAUAUCCAAACAAAAACUAGUGAAACUGAUGAAGAGUCAACCACAAAUCUCGGCUUGGAACCGAAUGUCAUAUUGAUAACGCCUCCUGAAAAGAAAUGUAGUUUGAGCGUUGAAGAAACCGCACCAAAAACGGAGUCAACAUGCGAAACGCCGAAGGAAAAACAAUGCUGGGAAAUGUACUGCAAAAUGAGUGAAAAAGGGAUAAAUGUCUCAUAUGACACCAUCUUGCGAGGUCUGCUCACUCCAACUGAAUACAGAAUUCGCAGAAGCGCUUCAAUUGCAGAAGAAAUGGAGAUGUUGAUGAAUCCGCCUUCAGAAGAGGACAAAGUGUAAGAAUAGUAGCGAACUUUCUAGAUCCUAGGGGAGCACAAAUGCGCAAAUAUGUUUAGAUGGUAAUAAAUGUAUUAAAUAUAAA
Dendroctonus ponderosae (mountain pine beetle) is the source of this 2524-nucleotide messenger RNA. RefSeq names its product protein mel-28. NCBI's taxonomy places the organism in Eukaryota, Metazoa, Arthropoda, Insecta, Coleoptera, Curculionidae. The record is from RefSeq and is a predicted model, not a curated record. The transcript is spliced from 7 exons. The coding region runs from base 523 to 2442 and encodes 639 amino acids.